GAUGCGGGAGCGGCGGCAGCUUCCGCGGCGGUGCGCCUGAGGAGCGGCGAAGGGGGCGGCUCGACUCCGGGGCGAUGGACGUGGCCGGGCCGCGGGGGCCUCCCGGCGGGGUGGGCUCCGCCGCCGUCCCUCCGCCCGGGCAGCCCCGCGAGUACAAGCUGGUGAUGCUGGGCGCCGGUGGGGUCGGCAAGAGCGCUAUGACCAUGCAGUUCAUUAGUCAUCGUUUCCCAGAAGAUCACGACCCCACUAUCGAGGACGCUUACAAAAUCCGAAUAAGGAUUGACGACGAACCUGCUAACCUGGACAUUUUGGAUACGGCGGGCCAGGCGGAAUUUACUGCCAUGAGAGACCAGUACAUGAGGGCAGGGGAAGGGUUUAUUAUCUGUUACUCGAUCACGGAUCGCCGAAGUUUCCAUGAAGUCCGCGAGUUCAAGCAGCUCAUCUACCGUGUUCGGCGUACAGAUGAGACUCCAGUCGUCCUUGUGGGAAACAAAUCUGACUUGGCGCAGUUGAGACAGGUCUCCAAGGAAGAAGGCCAGGCCCUGGCCCGUGAAUUCAGCUGUCCCUUUUUCGAAACGUCAGCUGCCUUCCGCUAUUAUAUCGACGAUGUGUUUCAUGCGCUCGUCCGGGAGAUCAGGCGGAAAGAGAAGGAAGCAGCAGCGGCAUUGGGGAAGAAGUGUAAGCCACGAGCCACUGUUUGGAAAAGGCUGAAGUCUCCCUUUCGGAAGAAGAAAAAUUCUGUGACGUGACUCGGAAGGCUGCCUCCAACAAAAAAGAACGGUGGCCCAUCAGUGAGCCAAAGUAAUGCAGGAUCCUUGGAUGCAUUGCUGCAAACUAUUAAUUGAAAUAUUUCCAUUUUUAAAAAGUAUUCGGGAAGCUGUUCCUCUGGGGAAUAACUUUUCCAGGGAUCAAGAGUUGUCAUGAUACAAUGUGUGUGUCAGAUUUUGUUGAUUACCUCUUCCUGGAGAAGACUUGGCAAAAUGUUGGACCCGGAUGGUUGUAAAUCAGCUUUCCAAAGCCGUGCAAAAUAUGUAAGCAACUGGCUUAUACUUAAGAGUCACCAGGCGGAUUGGUAUGGUCCUUAUUCCUGAAAAGCUGUUGUCUGGCAACGUGAGGAUUCCUCUUGGUUCUGUGUCCCUGUUUCAGCAGCAUUUCCAGGAGUAGAACCGAGUGUCUGUUGUGUUCAACGGCUAGCACAAUUGAGCUUCACUUUUUUUCUUUAUUUUUCCACUAAGAAAUUGUUGGACUCACCUUGGAUGUCUUUGUAGGCGGGGUGGGGCCGGGUGAAGGAUUUUGUAAGCAGCGGUCCUCGUGGAAACCUGAUGGAAACGGCCAUGCGAUGUAUCUUGUGAGGAGGACACAGGGUUUCUUAGUGUGAUUAUUUUCUGCUGUUCCUGUAAGUGUGCGCUCUUGGAUGGGUUGAGUUUUCCCUGUGCUGAUGCUGUAUUUUUUUGAGGCUCUUUGGAAAACUCAAUUGAUGUUCUGCCAUGUCAGACACCAGAUUGUGAAGCGUUCUGCCGGAAUAAUUUGCAUCAUCACGUACUCCCCAAUCCCACAGGUGGGAGUUUAGGAUACAUCUCCAGUAUCCUUUUUUUCUUUUUUUGGUGAAGUCCUGUGGCCAGUGAAAUAGAUAAAGGAAUGAUAGAAAGGCAUAGUGGGGAGGCAAUGAGAAGUCAGAGGUUGAUGAAGAAAUUGAUCUGAUGACCCAAGGCCAAGUGGAGGGCUCGAUGGCGGGACACAGGUUUUGGCGACUGAAAGUCCCAGGUUCCGUUUCGGGCAGCUCCGAGCUGUUAGUUAGCAGGAGACAGGAAGAAAUUCCUCUUCCAGCCUCUGGAAAUGGCUGCCGAUCCACUUUGGCAGCUUGGUGAGGAACUGUGGUAUGUGUGGAGUGGCGUUGGAGCUGGGAGGUCAAGCGAGACUUUUUUCAGAGAGACUUCGGGAAGGGAAAGGUAGAGUGGUGCAGUGGUUAGAAUUUCAGACUAUGAGCUGGGUGGGGAGCUAGGUUCAAAUGCCUGCCCCCUCCGCAGAAGGCUGCUGGGUGAUAUUAGGCCAGUUGCAGACUUUGAGAAUGAGAAUAAAACGGAGGCACGGCAAAUGAUGCUAAGCCACUUUGGGAGAAAGGGUGGGGCAUAAAUGAAGUAAGUAAAUAAUACAAGACAGAUUAAGAGGGGCUCUUCAGAUCUCAGCUGGAUGUUUGAAGAGGAGAGAUCCAGGCCAUUUCACGGGGCUUUCUUUGGGAAUACGAGGGGAGCAUAUGGUGGGUUAAAAUCACAUGCAUGGCUCUUACAGGAGGGCUGCAUCACAUAGUGGUUAGAGUGUCGGACUAGGCCUUGGGAUAACCAAGGUCUAAUUGCCUGCUCUGCCACUGAAACCUGUCAGGUGGCCUUGGGCCUGUCACAACAUUUCAGCCUGUCACAACAUUUAGAAGAUGGUUGUUACUGUUAAAUGGGGGGGGUGAUGUGAAAAGCCUCUUUAGUCCCCAGUCAAGGGGUAAAGAGACUAUAAGUAAUGAAAAACAAACAAUAAUAAUAAUAUUUGAUUUAUAUACCGCCCUUCAGGAUGACUUAACACCCAUUCAGAGCGGUUUACAAAGUAUGUUAUUAUUAUCCCCAUAACAGAACACCCUGUGACGUGGGUGGGGCUGAGAGAGCUAGAAGCUGUGACUGACCCAAGGUCACCCAGCUGGCUUCAAGUGGAGGAGCGGGGAAUCAAACCCGGUUCCUCAGAUUAGUGUCCCGCGCUCUUAACCACUACACCAAACAAACCCCGGAACAUUUUUUUGGGGGGCGGUUUAUGUUUAGCUGGAAUUGUUUUCUUUGCAAGCCAGGUGCCUAGAAUGAAACCGCUACCUUGUUUGCACAAAACUCUGCUGCAUCUCAUACAUCUCAUUUGGCAGGCAUCAGGUCUGGAUCCAUUGUUGAUUUUAUUCACGAUACCUUAAUAGGGUAACUUUGCAAAUAAAAGAAGGGUGUUUUUUUUUCAUGUGAUAAGCUCCUUCCUUGGCCCCUUCUCUGCCAGGCCGCUGUGCAUUCUCCCUUUCAGAGAGCAGCAUAGUUAGGAAGCCUGCCGUGUGAUGGUAAAAUGUAGGGAUUUCUUGAGUUCUAAUUUAAUAUUUUUUAUUGCUCUUUUGGUUGCCGAGUUAUACCCAUUGUAGGUUUGUUUUUCAAUAUAUAUCUUAGCUGUGCUAAAUUCAACUAGGCAAUUAGGGGGGCAAAUCACACAUUCCACUUAGCGUGGAAAUUUUAGAAUGCAUUUAAUUCAUUACAGAAAUAUAUGGUGUAUUUAUACUAGUAAAUUAACUUAAUGAUCCGUACUGGAUCGUUUUCACAGCUACUAACUUAGGAACACCUUUUUAACGUAAUAGAUUUUGUUUAGAUGCUGUUGAAAUGUAUUGGAUAUUUCAUAGAGGAUUGUGUCAAAAGGGCAAAUUCAUAAUAAACCAUAGAAGCAACCUAGGGGAGUCGGAGGGAGAAAAGUAAUCCAUCUCAAUCCCGUUACCUCCUUCUAAUGUUUAAAAGCUAACAUGACUGUUGUAUUUAAACAGAGCCCCUACCUCACCAUCUAAAGCGGGAUUUUUAAAAAAGGCCUUUGGACUAAAGGUUGAUAUUCCUGUGCCUUAAGCCGAUACAGAAUUCAGCACCCAGUGGUGCUAAAUGUGAGCCCAUCUCCCUGAAGAAUGAGCACUUUCUUUGGACCCAGUCCAUGGUUGUUUCAUUGAUGCCUUUGUAUGCAAAAGAUGAGAAUUGUAUUUGACAUAAUAAAAGACUUUGUCAUGA
Messenger RNA from Eublepharis macularius, 3776 nucleotides. It is a transcript of the gene RIT1, whose product is annotated as Ras like without CAAX 1. The transcript is spliced from 5 exons. Gene Ontology annotation, cellular component: plasma membrane. Gene Ontology annotation, molecular function: GTP binding; GTPase activity; GDP binding. The coding region runs from base 75 to 749 and encodes 224 amino acids. Lineage: Eukaryota; Metazoa; Chordata; Lepidosauria; Squamata; Eublepharidae. Gene Ontology annotation, biological process: Ras protein signal transduction. The record is from RefSeq and is a predicted model, not a curated record.